UUUUUGAUGCGCAUUUCUGAUUCUGACAUUGACAAAAUAAGUAAAUUAUUACAUUCAGUUAGAACAACAAAAGAAAAUUCAGACUGCUAUAUGCGCAAUUAUUAAAUUUAAAAAAAAAGCAAGCUAAAUAUAUUAAAAAUGGACAUUCAAACGAAAAUCGACAAAAAAUCGUUAGCUCCCGACGUCGCUUUAAACGCAGUUUUAGCUCCAAGUCAAGAGUUACCUGCAGACACACCAAUAGUGUCAGGUUACAACUGGGAAUAUGGCACGGAUUACAAUAAAAUACUAGAAAGUUACGUCCAUUCUGGUUUCCAAGCCACUAACUUUGGAAAAGCCAUAGCAGAAAUCAAUAAAAUGCUCAAAUGCAGAUCUGUCCCUCUUAAAGAAGAAACUAGCGAUCCGUACGAAGAGGAUAAUUUUAUCAAGAAGAAAACUAACUGUACUAUAUUUCUAGGAUACACUUCUAACAUGAUUUCGUCUGGACUACGAGAUACUAUACUAUUUCUCGUUAAAAAUAAGCUUGUUGACUGCAUUGUUACCACUGCUGGAGGUGUUGAAGAGGAUUUUAUUAAGUGUCUUGCUCCUACUUAUGUAGGAGAUUUUAAUUUAAGCGGCAAAGUAUUAAGGACGCGGGGAAUCAAUAGGAUUGGUAAUUUGUUAGUACCGAACGACAAUUACUGUUUGUUUGAAGAGUGGGUAACGCCUUUGCUAAACGAAAUGCUCGACGAACAAAUCACUGAUGGAACUGUGUGGACUCCUUCACGAAUUAUUACACGACUAGGAGAAAGAAUAAAUAAUGAGAAUUCUGUCUGUUACUGGGCAUGGAGAAACAGUAUUCCGAUAUUCAGUCCAGCUUUAACAGAUGGUUCUCUAGGCGAUAUGAUGUAUUUUCAUUCUUACAAACGUCCAGGACUUAUUAUCGAUAUUCUUGGGGACUUGCGUAGGCUUAAUACGAUGGCCGUGAAGGCAAAUAAUACGGGUAUGAUUAUUCUAGGUGGUGGUUUAAUAAAACACCAUAUUUGUAAUGCUAAUUUAAUGAGGAACGGGGCAGAUUUUGCUGUGUAUGUGAACACGGCAAGUGAAUUUGAUGGCAGCGACGCAGGUGCUAGACCAGAUGAAGCUGUGUCCUGGGGCAAAAUUCGAGCAAAUGCAACACCUGUCAAAUUAUAUGCUGAUGCUACACUUGUGUUUCCAUUGCUUGUAGCACAGACAUUUGCUAAGUAUCAUUUUAGCAAUAAAAAAAAUGUAUAAAA
Molecule: messenger RNA, 1253 nt
Organism: Melitaea cinxia (Glanville fritillary)
Lineage: Eukaryota; Metazoa; Arthropoda; Insecta; Lepidoptera; Nymphalidae
Gene: Dhs
Product: probable deoxyhypusine synthase
Exons: 1
Coding region: 139-1251 (370 amino acids)
Biological process (GO): peptidyl-hypusine biosynthetic process
Cellular component (GO): cytoplasm
Molecular function (GO): deoxyhypusine synthase activity
Source: RefSeq, a predicted model, not a curated record